Messenger RNA from Fusarium oxysporum Fo47, 1096 nucleotides. Its product is annotated as C2H2 type zinc-finger-domain-containing protein. The record is from RefSeq and is a predicted model, not a curated record. The transcript has a single exon. Gene Ontology annotation, cellular component: preribosome, large subunit precursor. Bases 91 to 1062 code for a protein of 323 amino acids. Gene Ontology annotation, biological process: ribosomal large subunit biogenesis. NCBI's taxonomy places the organism in Eukaryota, Fungi, Ascomycota, Sordariomycetes, Hypocreales, Nectriaceae.
GUCCCUAUCAUAUAAUCAACAAGCACAUUUACAAGGCUUAAGCUCCAGAAAAGCAUCGAUUUGACCUUGAACACGCGACUACUCAAUCUCAUGCUAGGAGCAACAACCACCACUACUGCAACAACCACGACCACUUCAAUGAUCCUACCGUUCUCUGAGGAAACCAGCCCUUUGACACCAUACAUCAUGUCUAUCAACAACUCUCCUGAUCCGGCACCUCAAUCAUUCACCCCAGGCCAAUGCCUCUUUUGUCCCUCUGUCUACCCGACACUAGCCGAAAGCAUCCUUCACAUGCAAAGUGCACACGGUCUCUUCGUUCCCUAUCAGCAGCACCUCUUGGUUGAUCUCGAAACGUUAUUCAUAUAUCUCCAUCUGGUUAUCUAUGAAUACCGAGAAUGUAUUUACUGCGGGACAAGUAGAACAACCGUUCAGGCUGUACAGCAACACAUGAUGGGUAAAGGCCAUUGCAAGUUCGACGUGUCGGAUGGAUCAGAAUUUGCCGAUUUCUACGACUUUUCACAGACGUCUGUUGAUCCAGACGAGGAUGGCCUCAGCGAAGAUGACGGGGAGGAGUUUGAGAGCUCAGAAGUUGAACCCGAUCGAAAGCCGGUGCAGGUUGAUCGCGAUUCCAUCCGUCUACCGUCCGGGCGGCUCAUCUCCAAAAAGUCAUCAGCACAAGUUGAGCCAUCAGUUUCCCAGAUGCGCGAGCGCAAGCGGACUUCUAGGUCUCAGCUCGAGUACUCUUCUGUCGAAGUCGAUGAGGAAGUUCCUAUGCACGAGGAACAUGUACCAGAUACUUCGGAUACAAGGCUGUUAUCGAGACGAGAAAGGCGGCAGAAAGCUACGGUUACAUACCAACUCGCAAACAUGAGUGCAGGCGACCGCAGCGCUUUGAUGCACCUGUCUGCAUCUGAGCAACGUUCAUUGAUUGCAACUCAGCACAGAUUUACGGAAAAGGUUCAGAAGGAGGAGAGUCGGAGACAGCGCAGGAUUGAUCGCAAGGGGAACAAGAAUCUCUACGCUUAUUGGCAUACAGAAACUCCAGUGUAUCAGUGUGGAUAGUAAUUUCAAGAGAACAGAGAUUCACCAUCUCUAA